AUGGCCAAGCCUAAGCGACAGUCCACUGGCAAAGAUCACCGGUCAGAACAGUUGAACGAACAGUCGCUGUCGAGCUUGACAGCCAAGAUUGAAAAGACCCUAGGCAAACCUAUCAAAGGCGAGGACUCCAAGAAGAACAAGAAGCGGAAACACUCCUCCGACGAACCAUCAGCGAGCCCCCACCAGCGAAAGAAACAAGCCCAGGCGCGUCAGAAGUCGACAAAUGACGGCCAAGAAGCGCCGAUCAAGCCAAGAGGCAAAAAAGGCGGCCCUCUCUCCCGCGAUGAUCUUUUGGAAGAGAUUCGUGCCCUGGGCGGUGACGAAGAAGAUCUGAAACUCAUUGGGGACAUCGAUUCGGACCAGGAGGAUAACGCCGGUGACGCCAGCUCCAGGUCUACCGCCGCUGUUGAUGGAAAGCUCCAGAAUGAGUUGGUUGCUUUCGCAGCUCAGCUCGGUCUUCAACAGUAUCACGAGGAGGCCGCCGCCAACGACGCAGGAGGUGACGACGACGGCGGGGACGACGACAUUGACCAAGAUGAAGACCUACUCGACGGAGACGAGGGACUUUCUGGGGUUGAUGAUGCCAACGACUUGACACCCCCUUCUCCUCAAGAACCUGUCCAUAAAGAGGCCAAGAAUGCGUCCAAGAAGCAGUUCAAAUUCGAGCCUCGUGCGGACUGGCACAGCGCUGAAUUGAGCCAACUUCCCGAACCAACCUCUGCCGAAGUAGACGGCUACCUGGGUGCCAUCAACGCACUGAAAACCCACGCCUUGACACUCCUGGAGGCGGACGCGUCGGCAUAUAACAAGAGCGUCCUGGCAUCAUCCUCCCGAAAGUUUCUAUCUACCAUCAUGUCCUCCGGAACCCUGUCCGAUAAAGUGUCUGCACUUACGUUGGCAAUUCAGGAAUCACCAUUGCAUAAUGUCAAGGCUUUUGAAUCGCUGCUGGGACUUGCAGCAAAAAGAAGUCGUGCUCAGGCAAUUGGAGCGCUCGGCGCGCUGGUCGAUCUCCUCGGGCCCGGUCUCGUUCUACCUCCAAACAGAAGACUGCGGACCUUCCAAACCCAACCAGGCUUGAUCGGGGUUCUGCAACGAUUUUCUGUCAAGAGCUGGAAUCCUAACCAGUCACUGCCUGGUCACCUGACGGAGGCGCACCUCAUCCAAUGGGCAUAUGAAGAUUGGCUGAAGACAUCUUACUUCAGAGUCAUCCAGCUCCUUGAAGUAUGGUGCAAUGAUGAGAUUGAAUACUCUCGUACUCGUUCUCUGGACUUCGUCUAUGGCUUACUCAAGGACAAGCCGGAACAAGAAACAAACUUACUAAGAUUAUUGGUCAACAAACUUGGCGACAAGGAUCGCAAGAUUGCCUCGAGAGUCUCAUAUCUCCUGCUCCAGCUGCAGAAUACUCAUCCUGGAAUGAAGCAAGUGGUCAUCAAGGGCAUUGAGCAAGAAGUUCUGCUUCGGCCUGGCCAGAAUUUCAGGGCAAAGUACCACGCUACGAAUACUCUGAACCAGACGAUCCUAAGCAACCGCGAAGUUGGCACAGCGGAAGCGCUUCUCCGCAUCUACUUCGACAUUUUCGUCACCCUUCUCAAUAGUUCUGCUCUUGGAAAAUCACCUGCUGAAGGCCAACCGGAGCAGUCGACUACAGGAAAAGACUCCAGUGUGACAACAGAGACGGCUGAUAAGCUGGUUACUGCAGUGCUGACAGGUAUCAACCGUGCGGUGCCAUUUGUAGCAGCGCAAGACCCCAUCCUCGAGACCCAGAUGGACACACUUUUCCGCAUUGCGCAUUCUACAAACUUCAACACCAGUAUUCAGGCGCUUAUCCUUAUUCAACAAAUAUCCGUGUCAAGGCAGCUGGCGUCCGACAGGUUCUAUAGGACAUUGUACGAGUCCCUACUGGACCCGCGACUCGCCAACUCGUCAAAGCAGGCUCUUUAUCUAAACCUGUUGCUAAGGUCUUUGAAGGCCGACGUUGACACGCGACGGAUAAAGGCUUUUGCCAAGAGGAUGUUACAGAUUCUCAACAUGCACCAACCAGCCUUUGCCUGUGGUCUGUUAUACGUGGUAUUCCAGCUGCGCGUUCAGUUCCCGGAUCUCAGGGCACUCCUGGAGGAGCCAGAGGAGAACGAUGUUGAAGAAACAGCUGGUCAACUUCUGGACCAAGAGCAAAACAGAUCUAUCUCUAGAGGAACAGCGUACGACGGCCGCAAGCGGAACCCGGAGCACAGCAAUGCGCAAAAUAGUUGUCUCUGGGAAAUGAUUCCUCCCCUUACCCACUUCCACCCAUCCGUGUCAUUGCUCGCUGCCAGCCUGUUCUCGGACGAGAAGCAAAUGGCCAAACCGGAUCUGGAGAGUCACAGCCUGAUUCGCUUCCUUGACAAGUUUGUGUACCGCAGUCCCAAAGUGGCAGAGACUGUCCGAGGAGCGUCCAUCAUGCAGCCAGUACGCAAUCCAGACUCUGGCAGCAUCUGGCUUGCCAAGAGGACCGGCUCGGCAGCUGCUGCGCCCAUCAAUACACCCAGCUUCUGGAACAAGAAGGUCGAGCAGGUUGCAGCGGAGGACAUCUUCUUCCACGAAUACUUUAAACAGGCGGGCAAGAAGAAUGAGACAGGCAAAAAGGAGGCCACAUCGUCCGCACCCAUGGCCGACAAGCCCGAAGAUGACGCCGAGCAGGAGGACGAGAUAUGGAAGGCACUCACUGCGUCGCACCCCGACGGUCCAAUUGACAGCGACGAAUCUGACCUGGACAUGGAUGGCUUUGACGACAGUGAUGCAGAUUCCGAUGGUGGCGUCAUAUUCUCUGACGGCUCCGAUGCCGAACUGUCUGACGGCGCCGAGGUUAAUGAGGAUGCGGAAGAACUCGAGGACAAGGAGGAUGGUGACGACGAUGAGAUGGACGAAAGAGAUGAGGCAUCUGAACUCACUGCGCUUCCCGAAGAAGCCGAGGAGGCGAGCGAGAAGAGCAAACGUGCUGGCCGGUCAUCGAAGAGGAAACUGAAGGAUCUGCCCAUGUUCGCCUCGGCUGAUGAUUACGCCGAGCUGUUGGCUCAGGAGGAAGACGUUUGA
Molecule: messenger RNA, 3069 nt
Organism: Colletotrichum spaethianum
Lineage: Eukaryota; Fungi; Ascomycota; Sordariomycetes; Glomerellales; Glomerellaceae
Product: ribosome biogenesis protein NOP53
Exons: 4
Coding region: 1-3069 (1022 amino acids)
Cellular component (GO): nucleus
Source: RefSeq, a predicted model, not a curated record